GCUGCAAUCGGCCAGAUACGAGUGCGCGACGGUGCGCGUCAAUAUACGGUUGAUAACGGACAGCGCGCUCAGGAGAGCCUAACUCAGUUUACGAUGAGAAUCGCCAAGACAGUGCGGUACCCUUUUCGUGUCCGCGAAUGAAUGUCACCGAGACACAACUGAUACUUGGCGUCCUUCCUAGCAACUGCGAAUGGUACUGCCACAACACUGCGACCACGCACAAGCCGCUGUCUUCUGCAGACCUUUUUCGUCCGGGUCGGCGCCCGAGCUCCACCGCCUGUGUCACUGCUGUUGCCGUUGGGCGUGAGACUGCGCAAAGACGGAUUUCCUGGCUGAAAAUUGCGUUCCCCGCCGGCAUCCUGGGAUCGCCUCGUGUCUUACGCUGCGCGUAGUGUCGGUUAAGCUCGAGCCAUGGAAUUCGAAGACGUGAUCGACAAGCUAGGAGGCUACGGCCGGUUCCAGCGCCUACUCGUCUGGGCGUACCUGGCGCCGGCCUCCCUCCUGAUGCCGGGUUACUUCAUGAACCAAAUCUUCAUGCUAUCCGUGCCCAAACACUCUUGCGUGCUACCCGACCUGGCGCUCGCAUUCAACCUGACAGACACCCCCGAGCCGGGUAUCCUGCGCAAGUUCCUCGUGACGGACGACGACUGCAGCACGUACGCGUUGGACUCCAUCAACGAGAGCCUGGCGCGCGGUCUCCUGUCGGCGGCGAGCGCCAGUGACGCGGGCGCUAACGUCACCCGCUUGCUGGAGCAUAACGGCGUCGAGAAGAUGGCCUGCACGGAAUUCGUCUACGACGACACCAACUACGAGAGCACAGCGUCCACGCAGUGGGACUUGGUAUGCGAUCGAGCCCAUCUUCCUAGCCUUGUCUUCACGCUUGGAAGCGUCGGCAGCGCAGUCGGAACCGUCCUCUUAGGCACGCUGUCUGACAGGAUCGGCCGGAAGCCGGUGUUCCUCCUGACCGUCUUCAUCGCGACCGUGUUCGGACUCUCCUCCAUCCUGGUGACCAACUUCAUCGCAUUCGCCAUGUUGCGUUUCAUGAAUGCCAGCGUCAUGCCGCAGAUAUUCCAGCUGCCCUAUAUUAUUCUGCUGGAGCUCGUGGGUCCCGAGCAGCGCACCCUGAUGCUGGGCGUCUGCUGCAUCUCUUGGACCGUGGGCCUGUGCAUACUGCCGCUCAUCGCCUACCUGUCGCGCUCCUGGAUCCUGCUGGGCAUCAUUUGCUCUUCGUGCGCCAUCCCAAACCUUUUCUACUACAAACUCAUUCCCGAGUCACCCAGAUGGCUUCUGUCCCAAAACAAGAUCAAAGACACAACGGCCAUUCUGAAGCGGAUCGCAAAAACCAACGGCGUGGAAGUGCCGGAAGAUCUGGAGACGGAUCUCGUGAAAGUACAAAAAAAGAUAUCCGAAGAAAAGGAAGUUGCAGCCGCUAGGACAAUGGACCUAUUCCGGAAAGCUCGCAUCCGCAGGAAUAUUCUCAUCGUCACAGUAAGCUGGGUAGCCAACAGCUGCGCCUACUACGGCCUGCACAUUAACGUAACCAAUAUGAGCGGAAACGAGUUCCUCAACUUCUUUCUGCUCGGCCUGGUCGAGCUGCCGGCCUCCGUGGUGGGUUGGUGGACCAUGGAGUACUUUGGCCGCCGCUGGAGCAACGUGGCACUUCAGCUUCUCGUCAGCAUCGCCUGCAUAGCGUCCUGCUUCAUACCUGUGGAGGCCGCAGUCGCCUGCGUCACGGCGUCCCUGGUGGCCAAGUUUGCGUGCGCUGCCUCCUUCAUGAUCAUGUACCAGCAGGCCGCCGAAGUUAUGCCCACACCUCUGCGCGCAUUCGCGCUUGGCGCCUCCUCGGCCUUCUCGUCGGCCUUCAGCAUCUGCAUGCCCUACAUCAUAUACCUCGGCCGUUACGGCAACUGGAUUCCCUUCCUGUUCCUCGGUGUACUGGCAGCCGCGGCUGGCAUCUCGGCCGCGUGGCUUCCAGAGACCAACGGCUACGCGUUGUGCCAGACCAUCGAAGACGCCGAGGAGUUCGGCAAGGGCCAGCAGUUCUUCUCGCUCAACAGGGUGAAAGACAAAAAGAAAGACUACGACAAGGCCGGCUCCAAAGAAAAAGAAAUGGAGCCCAUGGCGAAGUCCUCAGACGUGAAAGCCUGAUCGUAUCUCAUCGUCAGCAUUUUUUUCCCGCAAGGUUCACAAGUCGCGCUGUCCGUUCUGUCUCGGUUUCAUCGCUGAGCGUGCGACUGGACGUUCGGCUACGUUGACACCCCCUGGCAUCUGGUUAAACAUCCUCGCAUUCAUUACCGCACAAUGCGGGACAUGCGCUAACAGUUCACGAACAUCAUCGCAGCUACAUGAAAAUGAGUCUUUAGCGAACCACUGUUUAUGCGCACGUGUGAAUCCUGGUGCAAAAAGUGCAAACGAGUCACUCUCAAACAUGUCCUGGAGUGUUAGUUUGUUCAAACGUACCUGGCAGCUCGUUGAACUGUCUAGCGCACGCGUCGUCCAUGAGCAGGAAAAUGUCGGCGAAAUUAAUCAUUAGAAAUCCUACACUUAUAAUCCAGAAACUCGCCUUUGUCGUGACAUUCACGCCCAAGAAACUCUUGAGUGUACGUGGUGCGUGCAAUCUUCCGCGAAUUUACAUAUAGGACACUUAAAAAACAGGCGGGUCAUUUUUCUUAUGCAGGCCGGACCGCAUAAGAAGAUACCGACACUCACGUUGUUUCGCUCACAAAAGCCAUCUCAUCUCCACUCAGCAGAUUAGGUCGUCAUGUCAUACCUGAUAUAGAUGGAUUUUUUUUUUCAUACUAGCUUUUCCGGACGUCAUAUGUUUUAUUUUACCUUUCCUCGGUAUGCAGGGAGGGACUGUCUCCGUAAUUUGUUCACCAGAUUUCUUUUACUCUGAUAGCACUCUGGUCACACGACACGAGUUUUAAUGCUCUAUGUCAAAUAAGUGGAUUCAAAUAAUGGCGUACAACUUUCUGUCCCCGUUGUUCUAAAUAGAACGUUUACAGAGAAUAAAGCAUGGAAUGCAAAUUUCUCCUGAACCGA
Molecule: messenger RNA, 3042 nt
Organism: Dermacentor silvarum
Lineage: Eukaryota; Metazoa; Arthropoda; Arachnida; Ixodida; Ixodidae
Product: organic cation transporter protein
Exons: 11
Coding region: 412-2148 (578 amino acids)
Biological process (GO): transmembrane transport
Cellular component (GO): membrane
Molecular function (GO): transmembrane transporter activity
Source: RefSeq, a predicted model, not a curated record